CAUUACCUCGACCUCAAUACAGCAUAUACCCAGCUCAAGCCCACGCCAUGGCCGCACCUUCGGCCUCAGGCCCGCCAUUCAGCUCCUUGAAGCCAUUACUAGCCCCUUGGCUGCUGGACCACCUUACAGCACUAGGUUUCAGCCGAUCCACGCCGGUCCAAGCAUCCACUCUCCCGCUCGUAGUGCAAAGACACAAGGAUGUCAUCGUUGAGGCAGUCACUGGUAGCGGCAAGACGUUGGCCUACCUUGUGCCCCUACUUGAGAUGGCAAGAGCCAAGAUCGAGGCAGGUGACUCGCUGGACAGGGGCAUCCACUCGCUCGUCAUCCUGCCCACGCGCGAGCUCGCCAUUCAAGUCUUCUCCGUAUUGCAGGGACUCCUUGCCUCUGCUCCUUCAGACUUUCGUGAAGCUCUGAUACCGCAGCUGCUGGUAGGCGGAUCCUCAACACAGUACCAUACCUCUGGCAGGAGAAAGGGUGUAGAAUCAGGCGACGAAUCGGAGGACGACGGGAUUGCCUCUGUCAACACGGCGGCGACGGAUUAUGCGCGAUUUCGCAGGGAUGGCUCCAAUGUUCUGAUAGGCACGCCAGGCAGGGUUGAGGAGCUCCUCUCGCCUGGUAAGCGCGGCGGAAAGGUAGCGGCAAGACAGCGCUGUAAGACUGUAGAGCUGCUGGUGCUGGACGAAGCGGAUCGUCUGCUGGACCUAGGCUUCAUGCAGAGCCUUACGACGAUUGUGGGCGCCAUGCCUUCGCAGAGACGGACGGCCCUGUUCUCGGCGACGAUGAGUGACGCCAUGACCGGUCUGGUGAGACUGGGCUUGCGCAACCCAGUUAGGGUGACGGUCAAGGUCGAAGCGAAGCCGACGCCAGCCGCCAAGGCUACUCAAGCGACAGAGGAUGCAAAGGCAGGACGCACCCCCUCGACCCUCUCCAACUACUUCCUCAUCACUCCGCACCAUCUCAAGCUCGCCCAGCUCAUCCGCUUGCUGCGCUACGAAGCGCAAGAGCAUGCCGCGAGGAAAAUCAUAGUGUUCUUCGCAACAUGCUCGCAGGUCGAGUAUUUCUAUCGGGCGCUCAACGAGGUACCUGCGCUACGUAGUAACAAGACGGACAAGAUGAAGCUGUUCUCCUUGCACGGCAAACAAGACCCCAAGCGUCGCUCUGCAGUCUAUCGAAACUUUGUCGACGAGAUUGCUCUACCGUCUUCUUCCUCCUCUUCUUCAUCGACAUCCUCCACCUCCAUCCUCCUCAGCACAGACGUGGCCUCGCGCGGCCUGGACCUGCCCAACGUUGACCUGGUAGUGCAGUACGACCCACCACUCGACCCCAAGGUCUUUCAGCAUCGCAUCGGAAGGACGGCACGCGCGGGCAGGCCAGGAAGGGCAGUCUGUCUGUUGGCGAAGGGAGCCGAGGAGAGUUACAUUGAUUUCUUGAAGUUGAGGGGCGUAAAAGGGGAGCGAUAUGGCUCCUUACAGGAGCAAGACGACGGCAAGGUCGAGCGGGUGCAAGUAGGUAGCCAAGAAGACCACGACGCCAGCUCUCAGCGUCUCACAAACGCGCUGCGCAACGCCUGCCUGUCGGAUCGCGGCCUACAUGACUCCCUCGUCCUCGCCUUGGUAUCCUAUCUCCGCGCCUAUGGCAAGCACGAAGCCCGCUUCGUCUUCCCGCUCAAGGCUUUGGUGGAUCAAGUAGAGGCAUUGGCCAGGAGCUGGGGGGCUGUCAGGCUGCCUAGGCUGGGGGAGCUUAAGGAGCGGGAUGCGAAGAGACGACGCAAAGCCAAAGGGGAUGCGCGAGCAGACGGGGAAGGGGAGGAAGGAGAGCAGGAAGUGGUAAGCGAGGGUGCACCACCAGGGGCAGACGAAGCUGGCUAUCUUGAUGGUUCUGUUGACGAGAAGACAUGGUCGUACAAGGACGCAGCAAAGGAGACUGCCCGCCUCGCCAAGCUUGAAGCAGCAGAAGCCCGCCGUCAAGCUCAAGCACAGCAGGAGGCGAAUGGUGAGGCUCCUUCGACCUCCUCAAACGUGGCAGCGCGCAAACGCAUGCGCCUGACAGGGGACGAUGAUGCGACCACUGGGGCGUGGUCAGACCAGAAGAAGCGCAAGGAGCGCAAGGAGGAGCGAAGGGUCAAGAAGGGAAAGAAGCGGGAGGCCAUUUGGCGUGCUAAGAAGGAGGCGGAGGAAGCCGAGGAGGCCCAAAAGAAAGCGGCAGAGCAGGGAGUAGAGGGUGGAGAGUCGGGCGAGGACGAUGAUGACGCUGAUGCAUGGGCGGAAGAGGAGCGUGAGGUUCGUAGGGAGAAGAGGGCGAAGAGGAGGGAAAAGGCAAGGAAAGCUGGUGAGAGGGGAGCAAGGCGACAGAGGGGAGACGCAAAAGAGAGUGAUGAUGAUGCUGAGAGUGAGGGUGAGUUUGGCAUGGGAGAUGCGUCGUCAGGCGAGGACGGCGAGGUCGGUGCCGUCGAAAGUAACUAUGGAGGCUUCUUCGACGAUCUCUGAGGAUGACCACCAAUGUAGCAUCAAUCUCAAUUUCGUUGAAUCGUCUCACGAAUGCAUGAACAACCUAUGGAAUCGAUUG
Jaminaea rosea is the source of this 2565-nucleotide messenger RNA. Its product is annotated as DEAD-domain-containing protein. The record is from RefSeq and is a predicted model, not a curated record. Lineage: Eukaryota; Fungi; Basidiomycota; Exobasidiomycetes; Microstromatales. Bases 48 to 2486 code for a protein of 812 amino acids. The transcript has a single exon. Gene Ontology annotation, molecular function: ATP binding; nucleic acid binding. Gene Ontology annotation, cellular component: nucleolus.